This is a messenger RNA of Plenodomus lingam JN3, 2007 nucleotides long. RefSeq lists its product as uncharacterized. The record is from RefSeq and is a predicted model, not a curated record. NCBI's taxonomy places the organism in Eukaryota, Fungi, Ascomycota, Dothideomycetes, Pleosporales, Leptosphaeriaceae.
AUGUCGUGGAGCGGUCCAGUAGCCGGUGCACCGCCUUUUCAGCAGCCCCCAUAUAACAACAACCAGCAGCCGCCAUAUAACAACAGUCAGCAGCCGCCAUAUAACAACAAUCAUUCUGCCUAUGGCCAACAACUUCCAUACCAAUAUGGACAACAGCCACAACAGCCAGGCUAUGGACAGCCUCGAGGAACUGCAUGGCCUGCAAGUGGGCCUCCACAACGAGCACCUGAUAAUCGCCCGUCUAAGAAGAAGGCUGCACCUGUAAUUACUCGGUACCCUCCUCCGCCAGGCUAUCGUGGACCAGCGCAACCUCAAGGGCCUUUUGGUGCUAAUCAAUAUUCCGGUCAAUACCAGCAGUCUCAGCCUGUAUAUCCAUCAGGCCCUCAAGCUCCUCCCAGUUAUACACCACAAGUAUACAAUGCUGCCCCUACAGCCUAUGGUUAUCAAGCGCAGGGAUACCGAGCACAGCAGCCCCAAAAUUAUGCACAAUCAGCCUAUCCAUCUACCCAGGGUCACCAAUGGCCACAACAAGGAUAUGCCUCUAAUACAGGUUAUUCACAAUCACCUAUUCAAUCAUCUGGGUCAGGUUGGGCGCCCCCUCAAAUGAACUAUCAAGGUCACCCACCUCAACCUGUUCCAAACAAUUCGAACCAGCAAGCCUAUAGCCAAGCGGGACCAUGGCCAUCAAAUAAUGGACCCCCACAAAUGGCAGCUCAAAAUUCCCAUGUGUCCUCCCAUGGUCCAGUUGCACGUACAACAGAUCCCAAUGCUACUCCAACGCCAGCUACCGUCCACAUGGCGACCUCCCAAGCUGCGUUGUCCUCGAACCAAUCAAAUGGUGCUGUGAAUCAGAAUAGUCCCACUGAAAAGCCACAGAUAUACCUUAGCUGUGAUGAUUGGGAUUUUGAUUUUGAUGGCGCGAUUUGGCCGAAGAGUAAUGAACCUGUGGACCCUGCCCUGAGCCUUGGUGUCAUUAUAUGGCACCCUGCGAAACAGAUGACACGCGCCUUGCCAUCGACUUUUGAAGAGGCUGAAAAACAGGCGUCGGAAGCAGCACUGGAAGGCUUAGGCAACGGAGACUCGGUAUCGAUGUAUUUCACAGCGGAGAAUUCGCAUGAAGCAUUCUUGGACGUGAGACAAACAGAUGAUUGGGACGCUAUUCGCGAUGACCCAGUCUUCGUUGUGUUCACUGAUGAGGAAAUGCAGAAGAAUGUUGUGUCAAUUGAGGAUUGCAUUGCCCAAAGAGACCGUCCGGAUGAGUCCUCGGAUACCACAAAACAUGAUGAAGACCAAGAGAUGCAUGAUGCCAGUUGGGACAUAAUGGAAAACCUCGAACAGGCCUUGACUAGCAGACAUGUCGACUCACAGUCGCAACCAAGGAAGCUAAAGGAUGUGCCGUCACCCACACAAGCCCAGGAAGAUAUUCUUGCCAAAUUAGGUGUCACUGGUACUCCGAAGCCACCAUCGCAUAAUACGUCUCCGGUACCUUACCAAACGCAUGAGACUCAACUCACUGCAUCGAAUCCAGAGAAGUCGGCCGCCCCUUCUACGAAGCCUCUCAGCUCGCAACCAGCUCCUUCUAGGGCACAUUCUUACAGUGGGUUGCCGCAUUCAGGCCACAAUCCUUCACAACAGCGGUCGUACGGCUCGAUGUCAUCUGGUUCGACAUCCAGACCACCGCCUCCGCCACCACCUCCAGAGCAGCCACACUAUGAUCCGUGGAACGCGCCUCAACAUGACACCCAUGCCUUUGGCGGGCGCUCGGGCAGCCCUGCAACCUCGGAAGGCAGCAAUCGAACCAUGGCUGGGUCUGAUUUCGAGUCCGGUAAGCCUAGUAACCAUAAUGAUCACGAAAAUUCUGCCGCACCCUCUCUGCCGCGAAGCGACAGUUCCAACAAUCGAAAGAGGAGCUACGAAGAUGCCGACAAGGAUGGGGAGCAAUCGCGACAGCAGGAUGACCAUUCGAAGCGCAAGAGGCGUGCUCAAGUCGAUGCUGCUUACAGGUGA